CACCGACGCUUUAUUCUGUUCCGCGUGGCACUUCUAAACUCGCUUCCCCUGCGUACAUAUAUCUACUGGUUCUCCAGCCUCGCAACCCCCAUCCCCAAGGAGCGCCAUCAUGUAUAUUAUGCCAACUCCUGGGCACUUCGCCUCUGAUGUGGCCCCGUCGUCAACCACAACGACCCUGGUUUCUACUUUGAAGCGCAGGGUCAGCACCCUUGCGCGCUCGAUAGUAUCUCGUAGGAAGGAACAGGAAGCGACCUCUACAGCUCGCGGCCCUAGGCGCACCUCCAUCGGCAGUCACUCGUCGUCGCAGACUUGCAGUACCGAUGCGACCCUUGUGGACGACCCCGAUCGCGUACCAGUAGCCCUUUUCCGCACCUCGCGGCGGAUGUCCGCGCAAUUUGAGCCGCGCUCCGCAGCGCAGCCCGAGUCGCAUUCUUCGAUUUCGCCUAGUCCGCGUCCGUCGGUACAGCUUGAGCCUCGCCUCAGUCUCGCAGAGAUGCGAGCUCGGACGUCGAGCCCUCCGCCACCGCCGACAUCUUUCAGACCGCCCACCGAACGCUGCCCAGCACCCACCGAUCGGCGCCUGACUCUCGCCGAGAUGCGCACCAGCUGGAGCGGCCCCCCCUCCUCUUACGUACCGCCGCGCCCUACGCACUCUCUGUCGUACCCUCGUUCAUCUGAGAUGCCGACCCGCCCACGCUCCUUACACGGACCAUCCUCCUUCAAUGCAUCCUACUUCUGCUGGGAUCCUCGUCGGUCCUCCGUGUCGCUCUCCCCAUCUUCCCCUGCUCCAAUCCAGCCUGAGGCCAGCACCUCGAGCAACGUCCCUGCUGGCGUCUCUGGCACAGUCCCAGCCAGUACCAUGCGCCGCCAGCUCUCGAUCAGCUUCGCCGACGAAGCCAGCCUCGUUCAUCGCGGCGAGGAUGCGCAGCGGCGGCGGUCUUCUGCUCGGGCUAGUUCAAUGCGUGCUGCUAGCCACAAUCGCAGAACGACGUCAAUCAUCCGCAGAGCCGCAUCGGAGCCUGCCGUUAUUGCGCUGUCGGAGCCUGCGGCCAUUGCACCAUUGGAGCCCGCGGUCGUAGCCCCGCCAACCAAUUUGCCGCCAAAGACCGCUGUCGCGCACUCGAGCGCCAACGCCGCCUCGCAAGCGAGCGCGCUGCCGAACAUAGGGCGGACCCGGACGCGGAGGUUCUUCAUUUCCCGCCCCAAGUCAUGGAGCGGGAAGAAGACGCUUAGCUCGGUAGACAGCACAGUGCCACUCUCGUUGGAGGGCAAUGCGUCUAAAUUGAAGCGCCAGUCAUCCAUUGCGCCCGUCUACGUUGCAGCGGUGGGCAUGGUUGUCAAUGUUGCUUGAUAGAUGCACCGAACUUCGAACCGCUUUCUUGACACUCGAUGUUUAUCUGCUUAAUUCUGCUUGACCUAA
Molecule: messenger RNA, 1420 nt
Organism: Schizophyllum commune H4-8
Lineage: Eukaryota; Fungi; Basidiomycota; Agaricomycetes; Agaricales; Schizophyllaceae
Exons: 2
Coding region: 110-1351 (413 amino acids)
Source: RefSeq, a predicted model, not a curated record